CGGCCGAGUCUGGAGGAUUCCGCGGCGCGACGUCGCUGCACCGGGAACGCUGCGACUGCUGUCGGGGCCCUGGGCACCUGUUGCUCCUCCUCCUCCUCCAGGAGCAGGGUCCACCUCCUCACCCAGCUUAGUCCCCGCGAUCCUGCAGGAGCCCUGAGUCUCACGCACGCCUGGCCUGGCUUGGCCCGGCCCACCCCGCCUGGAGGCGUCGUCGGUCAGCCUUCGGAGUCUCUUGAGAGAUCCGCUCUGCAGAGUCACAGCCGGCUCGCGGCGGCGGCGGCAGCAGCUGCCCCUGCAAGGCUGGAAGCUGCCGAUUCGCUCGGCUGUUAGUGGCUGCGGCGCGACGUCGGCGGUGCGCCCCCUCUCGCGACGGCGACGGCGACCCGAGGAAGCUCGUGGGCGGAUUGCGAAAGGCAGCCCUCUAGCAGCGAGCAAGGCGGCAGGAGAGUUGGUUAACGCCAAGCAGAGUGCCUGCAGCCCUGUGAGUCCCACAGCAGGCGCAGGGCAACGGAGAAGCGGAAGCGGCAUGAUGCCAAUUUGUCCAUUGGACCAGCUGGUUGCGGAAGACGAGCAGAAGAGGGAUGAAGUGGGGGGAAAUUGAGUGGGGAACUGAGAUCCUCAGAAGCAGAGUGGGAUUCAGCAUCGGUUAUCAGCACAGGAGGAUAUUGUUAACGCUCAGUCCCUCUUCAUUUAGGACUUCAGCAAGGAGGACACGGAGGCUGAGCCAAACUCUCUAGAGCCGUUACCCCCCCCCCGCCAAAAUUUCCCCUGACGUCACAGUGCCAUUGUGACCUGGCGUCUAGAGAGAGUGGGAAAACUAAGGGACGUGAGACCAGUUGUGGUGGUGGUAGAACUGAAUUGCCAGCAGGACUAGUCAGCCUGACAAUCAAUGGAGAAACCUUGGCAGGCCUAGGGGAAAGUUUAUCCUCCCUCCCAGGAGAUGGGGAUUGUGGCGACUGGCAAGAUGGAGCAGUGAUCUCUACUGACAUGUUAUGGAUUAAACUGGGCAAAUGCAAGGGAAUAGAGAUCCCCUGACAGGGCUGAGGAGGGAGAAGGACCUGUCAAGUCCUUAGAGAACCUUGUCAGGAGCAAGAGGGAGCUGAAGUGAGGUGAGCUGAGUAGGACAGAAAGCUGUGAUUCUCCCUGGGGAGGUGGAACAGAGCAGGAAGAAGUGACACUUCAUUGAUUUCUGCUGCAGGAAUCUCAAAUCUUUUUGUCAUGGAUAUCUGUGAAGCCUGCAUCUCACUGCUUGUAAUGGCAGGUACAAUGAUAGUCACAGCUGGCUGCAGGCGACUGGCCAGUCAAUCUAAUAAGCCCAGUAUCCACUGCUUCCUCCUGGAGUUAACUGGCACGUUCCAGAUCUGUGCAUGUACCCACGAGAUUUGCCUGCUGGCUGAUUUUCCACCCAAACCUCAUGUGGCACUUGCCCUCACAUACGUUUUCACUGCUCUUCACUGCUUGACUUUGCCUGGAAGCAUCAACAACCCCUCUAGCAGCUUUCAACUCCUCUGCAAGGGUAGGGUCACAGUCAAGACUUGGUUGCUACAGACAUCAGCUCAGUUUACUGGAGCAGUACUGGCUCAUCUUUACAUCAAAUUAAUCUGGAUGUUGGGGAUAAUACCAGUGCAUUCAAGGGCACUGGCAGAGCACUGCAGUAGCCCAAUCCAAACCACCAUAGCAAAUGCUUUCAUCCUAGAACUGCUGUUCUCCUUUUUACUCCAUCUGACCUUACUGCAGUUUGAAUCAACGAAUCCCAACAUAAAAGUCCAUGUAGUUGCUAUGCUGAUUACCAUGAUGGUAUAUGAAGGAGGACAUCUCACAGGAGCCAUAUUUAACCCAGCUCUGGCAUUUUCUUUGCACAUAAGUUGUUUCGCUGAAAAUUUUUUGCAUUACAUAUUGGUGUACUGGGUUGCACCCUGCAUAGGAUCCAUGGUGGUGUUUGUAAUAUGGGAUGAACUCUUGCCCCUGCUACACAGAGGCGUGUAAAAUGUUAACGUGAGGAGACUUUCAAGAGACCACUAAAUAAACGGAUACAGCCACACUGUUCAUGGACAGAAGAGACUGGACAUUAGAAUCACUUUGGCAACUCCAAUGGUUAUUUGGGGAGUAUCAUUAUAGCAUUUUACAGCACAAUAUUUGCUUGUGUCCUUCAAGAUGACCUGUUGAAGCUGAGCCAUGUAUUUCAUACUGGAAGAAUUUGUUAACUUUAAUGUUCCAUUUUUGACCAGUCUUCCAUGUCAAAAUAGUUUUAAGAAAAAUAGAGAACACUCCUGAUAACUAGAUGCCUUCUUCACUUCUACUUGUGUAAUUUAGGCGAGCUUCUUUCACUGUAACUCACCUCGCCUGUUCUGGCACAGAACCUGCCUCAAGUCACUUACCUGCACCUUUUAGCAUCCGUCCUCCAUUUCAAUAGAUUGAAGCCUGCAUCUACACCCACAGAAGUGCACUUUAAGGGAAGGAGAGGGAAACGGCAUCUAAAACUUGACAUGUUUUCAUUGUUAACAUGAGGUGAGUGUGAAAAAGGAGAGGCGGGCACAGGGGAAAAUGGCUUAGUAAGACCCAUCCCAGGUAGCUCUUGGUCUGUUACAGUGAAAUUCCUCUAUAUGCUGGACAAAUCAUUUGAGCUUCUUUCCCGAGUUCCUCUGGCUACAAUUUUAAGAUAUCCGACAGGAGGCAAGCAAUGCUAACCCUAGACAACAUUCACUGAUACCUGUUUAGAAAAGCUAUUUACUGCUCUGUAUUUUUAAAGGAUCUCAUGUGUCACAUUAACAGAGCAAUCCAUCUCACUAGAAGCUGGUGGGAGCGAAGCCAGACCUGGCAGAAGGGCUGCCACAUACAGCUGUUGCUCAGAGGCCUCUUGGAGAACGCCAGGGUUCUGCUGGCAGGGUGCAGCAGAAGGAAACACAACGCAUGGUUCUUUCCACUGCCCCUUUCCCAUCCUGCUGGGGCGGGAUGGAGCCGAGAAGGACUUGGAUAUAGUGUAAGUCCCCCCUCGGCCCCUCCCCAACAUGCAAGGGCACCCCUUUUUUAGGCUUUCCACUGGCUUCCCUUAUACCAGGUUGGGCUUCUCUGGAGGAUCUCUGGCUGAGCUGGGAUGAAGACGGCGGCGUAGCCUGGCUGAACCAGGACCCAGCCGGCUCAGCCCAGGGUCCACUAUAUCCACCUCCUGCCAGCCCAAUGUAAACUGCAGUUGGAUUGAGCCCUAUUGUUCAUAUGACUCCAAAUCAGCAGGCAAAGACCAAAAAUACAGCAAGCAGGCCAAAGGCAAAAAGGUUACUUCUUUUGGUGACCUCUUUACAUUUUCUUUUUAAAAGUGACAUUAUUUGUAAAUUAACAAAGCACAUAUCUGAGGGUAGCUAUACAACACAAAUAAUGUCCAGGCAUUUAUAACAGGUAAUUGGUUUCACAAAUGCAGCCAGGAUUUUUGCUUCAGUAAAAGCCUUUCAUGAGGUAUUUGCAUAAAAUUCUGGAACAGAAUUGAUGGUAGCAAGUACUAGAUUUUUUAUUAGUACCACGUAUCUGUGCCAUAUUUAAUUAACAUCAAAAGGCAACAUUUUCUUUCAGCAGCCAACUUUUGCUGUGUGCUGGUAGUUUUGCCUACAACCAUGAUCCAUAUUUCCUCUCUUACCCACUGCAGCCUUUCCCCCAUCCUCGUGUUCUGAAGUCAGUGCUAAAAUUUAGAAAGAGAAAUCUUGAAGGACUUAUAUGUCAAGUAACACUAAAUUUAUGACCUCAGCUCACAAAAACAUGAUUAAAACAGCAAGUAAAUAUUUAACCUGAAGUGGUCUGGAUUGUCAGGUGAGAUUUCUGAAGUCUUAAGAUGCUUGGUGAGAGGAACUAUGUUAUUCCGCAGGUUCCAUUUUUACAGUAAAUAAUGUUGUGAACUAAAGAACUGAACUUUGCUCUGAUCUCUCCAAUUCCAAGGCUUUGUGCUGGUGUAAACUUAAGCCCUAGGAAGAAUGGCAAACUUCAUGUUGACAACCAUUUAGUAUUUAUCACUUCUUCCUGUACAACCUUAAACUUGCCUGUUCUUCAAGAACUUGUGAAACUGACACUGUUUAACAGCUGUGCUGUACAAAAAUCCCAUCAAGGUGCCUCUGGCAAAACAAACAAAAAAUCUGAGUAUCUUGAGUUCUAAACCCUAAACGUGUUGGCUCAGAACCUGUGACUCCGAAUCUCAUUCCAGUGAACUAAUUAGAGUUACAUAACAGGAUUGUAGGAAGGCUGGGCACCACGGAAACAUCGGCCAGAAAAUAAACUGAGCCUCAUUAAGUGGCCACUACAAAAUGUUGAAAUUUUAGAAAA
Rhineura floridana is the source of this 4305-nucleotide messenger RNA. RefSeq names its product aquaporin 11 (gene AQP11). The transcript has 3 exons. The record is from RefSeq and is a predicted model, not a curated record. Gene Ontology annotation, molecular function: channel activity. Gene Ontology annotation, cellular component: membrane; cytoplasm. Gene Ontology annotation, biological process: transmembrane transport. The coding region runs from base 1219 to 1986 and encodes 255 amino acids. NCBI's taxonomy places the organism in Eukaryota, Metazoa, Chordata, Lepidosauria, Squamata, Rhineuridae.